AGAGUUGAGCCCGUCAGAGAGGAAGAAGAAGAAGAAGAAGAAGAAGAAGAAGAAGAAGAAGAAGAAGAGUUAAAGACAGACGGAUUAAAGAGGACAGGAGCUGAAUCUGGACAUCAUGUCUCUGCGGGACGAACUGUUGAAAUCCAUCUGGCACGCGUUCACAGCUCUGGAUGUGGACAAGAGCGGCAAAGUCUCCAAAUCUCAGCUCAAGGUUCUGUCCCAUAACUUAUGUACAGUGAUGAAGAUCCCACACGACCCCGUGGCGCUGGAGGAGCACUUUAAAGACGAUGACGAGGGUCCGGUCUCCAACCAGGGCUACAUGCCAUACCUCAACAAGUUCAUCCUGGAUAAGGUGACAGGUAACUUCGACCGUCAGGACUUCAACAAAAUGUGCUGGACGUUGUCCUCGAGGAAGAACCUGGAUCAAAGCAAGCUGCUCAUCUCCAACGACGACGCCUUCAAGAUCUGGUGCAUCUUCAACUUCCUGUCUGAGGACAGAUACCCGCUGACCAUCGUCACUGAGGAGAUUGAGUACUUCCUGCGUAAGUUGACGGAGGCGAUGGGGGGCAGCUGGGUGGAGGAGCGUUUCGAGGACUACAAGCUGCAGCUGAACUCAAAGCAGCAGAGUCUGAACGCCUGGGAGCUCAUCAGCUUGGUGGGCUCGGGUCACUUCAGUAAAGGCAUGGACCGCCAGACGCUCUCCAUGGGCAUCAACGAGGUCUACCAGGAGCUCAUCAUGGACGUGCUCAAACAGGGCUACAUGAUGAAGAAAGGUCACAAGAGGAAGAACUGGACGGAGCGCUGGUUCCUGCUGAAGCCAAACUCCAUAUCUUACUACGUGGGCGAGGACCUGGCUGAGAAGAAAGGAGAUAUCUUAUUGGAUGGAAACUGCAGCGUGGAGCCGCUUCAGGACAAAGAAGGAAAGAAAUGUCUCUUUCUCAUCAAGUCGUCACAUAAAAGCUUUGAAAUCAGUGCGUCGGACAAGAAGAAGAAGCAGGAGUGGAUCCAGGCCAUUCAGACCUGUGUGAACCUGCUGCGUCAGGGUCGGCCAGCGCCGCACCGCGAGGCUCGACAGAAGCGCCGGGAGCUGCGUCUGAAGCAGCAAGCUGAGCAGGAGGAGCUGGAGCUGAGGAUGAGCGAGCUGCAGACGGCUAACGAGGCCAAACAACAGGAGCUGGAGAACAUGCGGAAGGCUCUGGAGGAGGCUGCGGCUAACGCAGCAGAAGAAGAACGAAGGCGUCUUCAGACCCAGACUGAACUCCAGGACCGAUACAGGACGGACCUGGAGAGAGAGAAAAUGGUACGGCAGCAGAUGGAGGAGCAGGUGGCCCAGAAGUCCACUGAGCUGGAGCAGUACCUGCAGCGAGUUCGGGAGCUGGAGGACAUGUACCGCCAACUGGAGGACGCGCUGGAGGACGAGCGGCGUGCCAGACAGGACGAGGAGGCCGUCAGGAAGCUGCAGGCACGGUUACUGGAGGAGGAAGCUACAAAGAGGGCGGAGCUAGAGGAGUUCCACCUGCGGCAGCAGCUCGCCAUCUCAGAGACGGAGGCUGAGAAAAAGGAGCUGGAGAAGGAGCGUCUGGCCAAAGAGAGCGCCCUGCAGGCCGCCAUGAAACAGCUGGAGCAGCUGGAGCUGGAGAGGCAGGGGGCGCUGGAGCAGUACCAGACGGUGAUGAAAAAACUGGAAGACGCAACAAACAACACAAAAACCUGGAAACACAAAGUGGCUGAACACGAGGGAAUGUUACGACUCAUCCAACCAGGGUCAAAGGGACAGCAGCUCAUCACCAACUGGGGCCCAGCAGCCUUCUCUGAUGCAGAGCUCAGUCUGAGGCAGAAGAAGUGGCAGGAGAUGAAGAACCAGACGACCCAGGCCCAGUAGGUCCUCAUCUCAACCCUGAACCUUAAACAUGCCCGCCACUCUGAGGAGAUGAGGAGACAGGGCUGCUGGGAGAUAACAGGUCUGAGGAGGGACUGGGAGGAGUUCUCUGGAUGUUCAGUGUCCACAUAAAGCAUUUAUCAUGAGGGGGCAUUAAAUAACCAUCUGUAAAUCUGUAGUGGGAACCAGCACCUGUAGAGCUGGUUUAAACAAGUCAGUGUAGACCACAAGUCUCUGUCAGUGUAGACCACCACUGAUUAAACAAGUCUCUGUCAGUGUAGAGCACCACUGAUUAAACAAGUCUCUGUCAGCGUAGACCACCACUGAUUAAACAAGUGUAGACCACCACCGAUGAAACAAGUCUCUGUCAGUGUAGAGUACCACUGAUUAAACAAGUGUAGAGCACCACUGAUUAAACAAGUCUCUGUCAGCGUAGACCACCACUGAUUAAACAAGUCUCUGUCAGUGUAGACCACCACUGAUUAAACAAGUCUCUGUCAGCGUAGACCACCACUGAUUAAACAAGUCUCUGUCAGCGUAGACCACCACUGAUUAAACAAGUGUAGACCACCACUGAUUAAACAAGUCUCUGUCAGUGUAGACCACCACUGAUUAAACAAGUCUCUGUCAGCGUAGACCACCACUGAUUAAACAAGUCUCUCUGAUUAAACAAGUGUAGACCACCACUGAUUAAACAAGUCUCUGUCAGUGUAGACCACCACUGAUUAAACAAGUCUCUGUCAGCGUAGACCACCACUGAUUAAACAAGUCUCUCUGAUUAAACAAGUGUAGACCACCACUGAUUAAACAAGUCUCUGUCAGUGUAGACCACCACUGAUUAAACAAGUGUAGACCACCACUGAUUAAACAAGUCUCUGUCAGUGUAGACCACCACUGAUUAAACAAGUCUCUGUCAGUGUAGACCACCACUGAUUAAACAAGUCUCUGACAGCAUAGACCACCACUGAUUAAACAAGUCUCUGUCAGUGUAGACCACCACUGAUUAAACAAGUCUCUGUCAGUGUAGAGCACCACUGAUUAAACAAGUGUAGACCACCACUGAUUAAACAAGUAUCUGUCAGUGUAGACCACCACUGAUUAAACAAGUAUCUGUCAGCGUAGACCACCACUGAUUAAACAAGUGUAGACCACCACUGAUUAAACAAGUAUCUGUCAGCGUAGAUCACCACUGAUUAAACAAGUCUCUGUCAGUGUAGACCACCACUGAUUAAACAAGUGUAGACCACCACUGAUUAAACAAGUCUCUGUCAGUGUAGACCACCACUGAUUAAACAAGUCUCUGACAGCAUAGACCACCACUGAUUAAACAAGUCUCUGACAGCAUAGACCACCACUGAUUAAACAAGUCUCUGUCAGUGUAGACCACCACUGAUUAAACAAGUCUCUGUCAGUGUAGAGCACCACUGAUUAGACAAGUCUCUGUCAGCGUAGAGCACCACUGAUUAAACAAGUGUAGACCACCACUGAUUAAACAAGUCUCUGUCAUUUUAAGAGUCAAUAAACAGAAACUAAAGUCUCAUUUUCACAUUAUGAGGUCAAAGUUCAGUGAGGAGUGAGCAGGAAUCAAACAAAAACAUGAAGACGUGAUGACUCAGUCACUGAUUAAGCAGCUAGUAAUGUAGACUGUAGUGUGUUUAAUGAGUAAGGAGUUCUUUUUGAAAUGGUGUACAGGACAUACAUUUGUUAUGUAGGUAGAAGAGCUGAUUGAGUGAAGUUUGGUCAUUUAUAAACUGAUCUUUAACCCAACAAACACGACACCACUGGUUAGCUAACGUUAGCUCAUCAGUGUAGACCAGAGGGCGGGCCAUGGGCACCAUGUUUCUACAUGUUGUCUGCAAAACUGACAGAAACUAACAUAAAAGGUGAAACAUUUACAUCACAAAACAUUAAAAAGUCACCAAUUUUAAAUGGGCAGAGCUUUGAAAUGUGGCGCUAAAGUUCACUGAGUCAAAGGAGCGCCGGUCCAACAGGAAAGGCCUCUGUUAUUUCACUUUAUUUUGAUUUUUUUCUGAAAAUGAACCAGUUAGUUCCUGAUUAAAGGGUGUCUAUCGACCUAACGUCACACAGCAGCACAACACGAGCUAAGAUCCAAACAAACCUACAAUAAAUACAUGAUUAAUCUGUUGACUUUAAGAUGUGCAGCUUGUUCAAAGUCUCGGGUUUGUUCACCUCUAUCCUUCGUCAUCUUCAUCUGUGUCCUGAUCUGUAUCUAUGAAAUACACUACUUUACCCCAGAGUCUGAUCUGUCCAACAUAAAUCACCUGAGUGUGUUUUAGGUUCACGUUGUUGUAAAGUUCAGAGAUAUUGAGUCAAAUCUAUUACAAUAUCUUUGACAUAACAUGACCUACUGAGACAAACAACCCUCCCCCUGCUGUGGCCUUUUUCCUCUUUGGGAACAUUUUUAAUUGAAGGGAUUUUUGUACAUAUUUUAACAGCAGUUUGUGUUUUUGUUGUUCUUCCUAAAGUUGUGUAGCAUCAGUAAAAUAUUUAAUGUAAAGUCAAUCAUGUUUAACAAAGUUGUCUCCUAAAAACAGUCUCUAAUGAAAUAUCAUGUACAACUCACUAAACAUUUCCUCAUUAUAUCAAAGUGCUUCUUGUCCUCAGUCUGUCUGACCUACAUCUGCAUCAUCAGUGAUACAGAACAUUUCCUGUAAACACAGUCAGAAAUCAGAAGUAGGGCAUCAAGCCAAAGCCUCACCCCGACGGAUAAUCUAACAUGUGUCCUGUGUAGUUGUACCGUAACCAUCAGUGCCUUUGAUACGGUCACACGUCAACACUGUGAUUUCUAUUUGAUGUUUUUAUAUAAAUAUGUAAAAAGCUGAAGACUGAACUGUUGAAUAAAACACAUCUGUAAUAACUGG
This is a messenger RNA of Epinephelus fuscoguttatus (brown-marbled grouper), 4761 nucleotides long. RefSeq names its product switching B cell complex subunit SWAP70b (gene swap70b). The record is from RefSeq and is a predicted model, not a curated record. Bases 116 to 1882 code for a protein of 588 amino acids. The transcript has 12 exons. NCBI's taxonomy places the organism in Eukaryota, Metazoa, Chordata, Actinopteri, Perciformes, Serranidae. Gene Ontology annotation, molecular function: calcium ion binding. Gene Ontology annotation, cellular component: nucleus; cytoplasm.